Messenger RNA from Megachile rotundata (alfalfa leafcutting bee), 1128 nucleotides. It is a transcript of the gene mdlc, whose product is annotated as RING finger protein mdlc. Lineage: Eukaryota; Metazoa; Arthropoda; Insecta; Hymenoptera; Megachilidae. Gene Ontology annotation, biological process: snoRNA splicing. Gene Ontology annotation, molecular function: metal ion binding. The record is from RefSeq and is a predicted model, not a curated record. Gene Ontology annotation, cellular component: U2-type spliceosomal complex.
ACUGGAUUGUUUACAAAACAAACAUGGAAGACGGAGAACCCAAAACAGACAAGAAAAAUUGCACGUUUUUAUUCAAAAGAAGAAAAAUUCGAAGUAGCGCAGCCAGGAAACGUAAAGCGACGAACGAGGAAGAUGAAAGCAGCGAAGAUGAAACUACAGUAGUUAAAAAGGAAAAGAAACAGGAUGAUCAUAAUCCUAUGAAACAAAGUACUAAUACAAGAAGAUUGAAAGGUCAACAAAAAGCCAGUGACAAUGAUAACAGCGAAGAGGAAAGUAUCACUGUCUCUUACAAAAGUAGUAGAACUCCAAUGCCAGCUGGGCCAAGCGAUCAAAGGGCAACUGCAAUUUUGGAAACAGAGACAGAGAAGGACAAAGAUGCUCAGGCUUUAUUUGAAAAGGCUCAAAAGAUAAAUGAAGAACUAGAAGGGAAGGAAGAUGAUAAAAUCUAUAGAGGUUUGAAUAAUUAUGCUCAGUACUAUAAGAAAAAAGAUACUGCAGCUGGAAAUGCUUCCAGUGGUAUGGUACGCAAGGGACCAAUUCGUGCACCAUCUAAUUUAAGAGCAACUGUUAGAUGGGAUUAUCAGCCAGAUAUAUGUAAAGAUUACAAGGAAACUGGAUUUUGUGGUUUUGGAGAUAGCUGUAAAUUUCUUCACGAUCGGUCGGACUAUAAGUUAGGGUGGCAAUUGGAAAGAGAAGCUGCCACAGGAGAAUAUAACAACAGUGGAGACGAAGAUGAUAAAAAAUAUGAAAUCGAUAGCGACGAAGAAACAUUGCCAUUCAAAUGUUUCAUUUGUCGAAAUAGUUUUACAGAUCCCAUUAUUACAAAGUGUAAACAUUAUUUUUGUGAAAAAUGUGCUCUGGAUCACUAUAAGAAAAGCACAAGAUGUUAUAUAUGCAAUGUACAAACAAACGGUGUAUUUAAUCCAGCUAAAGAGCUGAUUGCAAGGACAAAGAUGGAAGAGAAGGAAAGAGCUAUGGAAGAAGACGAAUGUUCUGAUGAAUAAUAAAGCAUAUUUUCUCCAAGAAAUAGUUAUUUCUUAUUGAACAGUUAUAAUUUUAAAAAUCAUGUAAAACUAAAAUCCUAUAUACAUAGUCUUUUUGAAUUUUAAUCAAACAAUUGUUCAUCAA